Alosa alosa (allis shad) is the source of this 3016-nucleotide messenger RNA. RefSeq names its product melanophilin a (gene mlpha). The coding region runs from base 370 to 2124 and encodes 584 amino acids. Gene Ontology annotation, molecular function: small GTPase binding; actin binding; myosin binding. Gene Ontology annotation, cellular component: cortical actin cytoskeleton. The record is from RefSeq and is a predicted model, not a curated record. Gene Ontology annotation, biological process: intracellular protein transport. The transcript has 16 exons. Lineage: Eukaryota; Metazoa; Chordata; Actinopteri; Clupeiformes; Clupeidae.
CAGAGAGACACACUAACAUUUCUAAAACCUUUACGUCGUGUAUGAGUGUAAAAUGCCAGUAACCUUGAGAUACUCUCACCAUAUGCACUGUUGAGAAGUGCCCCAUUGGUUCAGUCUUCAGAAUGAGACAUUUGUCCUGUAUUGAGCGAUUCCACGGGGGCGGAGAAGGAUCUCUUUCCCAUUUCCCUCCCCAGAAUACCAAGCCAUGUGAUUAGCAGGACGAUACUUCAGUGCAUUCGUAAAUCUGUUGCCUAACUUAACGGGAAAUCAACGGUAAGGGUGAAGUGGACGGAGAACGACUGUUUUGUAGAUGGUUGAUGUCCUAGCAGUGCACAGUUUCAGCUCAGUGGACAUAGAGUAGCUGCCACCAUGGACAAGAAGCUGGACCUGACGCGCCUAACAGAUGAGGAGGCCAAACACAUCUGGGAUGUGAUCCAACGAGACUUUAAUCUGAGGAAGAAGGAGGAGGAUAGGCUGGGGCAACUGAAGACCCAGAUUGAGAAGGAGGACACUAAGAGGGAGCUGCUGACCUCCCAGUCCAGUCUGACGGAGUCCCACUGCAUCCACUGUCUGCAGCCAUUUCAGUUCCUGGUGAACAGCAAGCGCCAGUGUUUUGACUGCCAGCUGUACACAUGCAAGUCUUGCAGUCGCUACAGCAAGAAGGAUCAUGGAUGGGUCUGCGACCCUUGUCGCAUGGGCAGACUUCUGAAGAUUGGAACACUGGGGUGGUACCAUGACAACGUGCGCACCCGCUUCAAACGUUUCGGCAGUGCCAAGGUGAUGAGGUCACUGUAUAAAAGGCUGAAUGGAGAACGGCCCCGUGAGGAUGACACUGUCAGCAUGCCUGAAGUGCGCAGUGCUCAUAAUGGUCAUCAUGACGACGACUACAUGGACGCAACUGAAGCUCAGCGUUACAAAAUGAUGAGGAAACAGAAGCGCCUUCUGUCUGUCCACCCACUGGACUUUGAUGUGGAGGAGUACAUGGCCAACUCACGGCGGCAGUCUGUGCAGUAUAUUCAUGAGGAAAGAGGCUCACGGAAUGACCUGGACUACAGUACAGAGAUGUAUCACCAACACCGCAUGAACCGCAGGAAGAGUCUGGACCGAUACACACGACCUGAUGAUGGGCUGUAUGCUGAGCACAGGAUGGUGCGGGCGCGCUCCCUGUCCAAGAUCAGCGCUCCGGUGCCCCAGCGGCAGGUAUACCUGGACACGUCAGAGGAAGAGGACGGAUUCCGCUACCCAGUCUUCCAGCUGCCCCCCCGCAGACGCAGCAGCAGAGCCUCCUCACAGGAGAACAUCAACCAGCCCCCACCGAUAAAUGAGCUGAACAAGCGCAUGUCUGCUAUUGAGAGCCUCCUGAAUCGACUGGAGGAGAAGAUCACCUCCCCCCCUGAGCCUGCGCGCGGCUCAUCGGGGAACCAGCAGGUGGAGGCGGAGAAGCUGAGGAGGAAGUUGGACGAGCUGAUGAGCGACCGAGCUCUCUCAUCCGACGAGGAAGACUCCGGAAAGAGAAGCACCCAGCCUAAAGGCCCUGGGAUGAAAGCCGGUCCGCUGGUGGCCCCUACUCCAGAGGUGGCCGAGUCCAGCUCCUCCAGUGAUGAGCCUACAGAGGCUCAGAAGAGAUCUUCUGCGGCGGCCCUUUGUGACAUCACAACUGAGGUUCUAAGAACCAUUAAUGCGACAGAAAGUGCAAUGACUGACUUGAGCCCCUCAGUGCCCAAAGACAGACCUCAGUUAGUGGGAACAGAUGUCAGGCAAGCAGAUGAGGCUUACAGAAAACUUGAGGAAAAUGUGUACAUGGCAGCAGGAAAGUCCUUCGACAUGGAGAAGACGUUGGAGGAUCUGGAGCUGAGCACCAGAAACCAGUACGGCUGCAUGACGGACUCCGAGUUAUCCGAACUCGAGGACCAAGUGGCUAAGGCGGCCGCCAAAGUCCAGUCCACAGAGAGCGAGGUGUCAGACAUCGAAAAUAGGAUUGCUUCCCUCAACACUACUGGACUUCCGACAGACAAGACAAAGGUCAAAAAGACAUUGACAACAUCACAGAGACGAAAGUUUUCUCAAGAUGUUGCAACAAAACCCAGUAAUGGCUCAGGAUUUCACAGGGAAAAGAUCAAUUAACUUUUGAGAGGAAGAUUUCCUCCUCACUGGUACUGACUGCAGCCAUUACAAAUACAGUUCAAUGAAAACUGAUGUCACAGGUGUCAAAAGUGGCUUGAGUGACUCAGAAUGCAAAUAUUAUUGUCAUAAUGUUGUCUCCAAUGUAUUUAUUUAAUGUUAUGAUGCAUUAAAGCAGAAGUGUAUAUCAUAAAGAAUCAUAAGGUGAUGUGGGAGGCAUUAUCACAAUGAUUAUUAAUAAAUCAAAUAAACAAAGUUUAAUAAAUCAAAUGAAUAAACCAAACUGCUAUUACACAUUACCCUUAUAAUAAUCAGUAGCCUAAUGUAACUGCCAUAUCCACUUUUGACAUCUGUGAUAUCAUAAUGUUAUGGAUAUGUAGUUACCUAUGUAGGCUAGUGAUAAGUGCUGCUCUAAUGAAAUAUUAUGUAAAUGGAGUCCUUUAUCCACCACAGUGCGCUCAUACCCAGCCUUUAGGACCUGCAUGCAAUGACGGAAUUUCCUGAAAUUCCUUGUGCUCUUCAGAUUUCAUAAGGGGAAAAAUAGUGUCCUUUCUUAUUGGUAGUAGUUAUAGUAGUAGCAGCCUAGUAGUAGUAGUAGUAGUAGUAGUUGUGAGUAGAACAUAGGCUUGUAGCUAACGGUACACUAAUAGUAUCAUUCAUUUAAUGUCAGGAGUGAUUAUUCUUCAUUUAACUUUUUGUGUGCUUUGUCAUCUUGUAUUCUUGUAUUCAUUGUUACAAUUUGAUUCACUCUGUGUCUGAGAGAGCAUGGUUGUGUCAGUAUACAAGUCAUAUUUAAUUACACAUUGACGAUGAACCUGAUGAUUGGCCUGAUAUGAUUAAAAAUGAAUGUCUAAAUCAGUUGUGCUAUGUUGACUAUUAAAACUUAAAACCAUUA